AAGAAACCGUUUCUCCAUGAUCAAGAGAGCCCGAAACAAAUGACAAUGAUACAGUGCAACGUAGAGUCGUAACCAAUUUCCACACGAAAGUCCUUCGAUGGGCCAAGGCCGACACAGAACACGGCCAUCCCAUCAUUUCAACAGGCUCAACUCAAAAGACACCGAGAAAGGGCUCCGACAAAUACAAAGGCAAAGACAAGAACAUAGAAAACAAAUUGAGUUCUGAAACCAGCAACAACCCGCCUUCUUGUUGUACAGAAGUCUCUCGGUCUGAUUAUGGAGACGUUGAUGGAGAAUGAGGAAGAGCACGGCCGGAGAGAAGUGAAGCUGCCAAGUUUGAUACCCUUAGUGCCGGAGCCAGAGCUGGAGAGAGAGACGGGGGAGAGGAGGCAAGGCCGGGACAUACUGAUAGCUGUGGAUCACGGUCCCAAUAGCAAGCACGCCUUUGAUUGGGCCCUCAUCCACCUCUGCAGGCUCGCUGAUACCCUCCAUCUCAUCCAUGUCGUUUCCAGCGUGAAGAACGAACUCGUUUACGAGACGAGCCAGGGGCUGAUGGAGAAGCUUGCUGUUGAGGCCAUUCAAGUUGCCAUGGUAAGGACUGUGGCUCGGAUCGUGGAAGGGGAUCCCGGUAAGGUAAUUUGCAAGGAGGCAGAAAGGUUGAAGCCGGCAGUGGUAGUCAUGGGUACAAGAGGCAGAAGCAUCAUCCAAAGGUUCGUCCUCCCUCCCUCCCUCCCUCCCCUCCUCUCCUCGUUUGUCUGGCUGUCUCAGUUAUAUUAUUGUUGGGAUUUCAGUGUACUGCAGGGAAGCGUGAGCGAAUAUUGCUUCCACAACUGUAAAUCAGCACCUGUAGUAAUUGUGCCUCGAAGAGAGGCUGGAGAUGAGUCUUUGAUAUAGGGUAAUGGCAUGCAAUAAACUGUAAGUCCUGAGUGUUGUGAUGUCAAUAAGAGCUUGCUUGGUUGUAGAUAGUUGCUCAUUGUUUGUGGAAGACAGUUUUUUAUUUUGUGUGACCAGAAUAAGCAUUAGAUGUUAGUGUGACUGAUUUGUAAAGCACAUAUCAAUUUAUUGAUUUGAACUA
Messenger RNA from Juglans microcarpa x Juglans regia, 1075 nucleotides. RefSeq names its product universal stress protein Slr1101-like. Bases 277 to 894 code for a protein of 205 amino acids. Lineage: Eukaryota; Viridiplantae; Streptophyta; Magnoliopsida; Fagales; Juglandaceae. The transcript is spliced from 4 exons. The record is from RefSeq and is a predicted model, not a curated record.